CGUCGCUGCCUGGACUGGAACUGGAUAGUAAAAUAUCUUAAAAAAAACUCUCCGAUCACCUUUUUAACUUCUGCACAUUUUUUAAGACCCUGUGCUUAUCCACCCCCUCCCAGUCAGCGAUGUCGAAGGGCAACGUAAGCGGGUUGCAUUAGCGUGUAGAUAAAACACAUACAUAUUUGUGUACCCCGCUGUCUCCUCCGCGGGAUCUCUGUGGUCUGUCAGACCUGCAGGACCAGGCCGACCCCAUCGACUUUUCUUCCGCCAGUAUCUUACAGUCUGAGUAAAGGCGUGGCCAAGGAAGGGAUGGCUCAGUUCGAGGAAAUGAUGCAGCAGCAGCUGGAGAGCUCCAUGCAUGCCGAGCUGGAGAAGCUGCUGAACACCACCACAGGGGCUGAGAGAGAGGUGUCCAAGAAAGAUUUCAGGGGCUUCAAGAAUCUCUUCCAUAGAUUUCUGCAGGUGAAGGGGCCAUCAGUGGAGUGGAUCAAGAUAAAGAGACCUCCAGAAGAAUCUAUCCAACCCUACGAUAAGAUCGCUGCUCGAGGCCUGCCGGACAGUGUGGCUGAAAGCUUGAACAAACUGGUGGUGGUGAAGCUGAACGGAGGCCUGGGCACCAGCAUGGGAUGCAAGGGCCCCAAGAGCCUGAUCAGUGUCCGCAACGAGAACACCUUCCUGGACCUCACUGUGCAGCAGAUUGAGCACCUGAACAAGACUUACAACACAGACGUCCCCCUGGUCCUCAUGAACUCUUUCAACACAGAUGAAGACACAAAGAAAAUCCUGCAGAAGUACACACACCACCGGGUCAAGAUACACACCUUUAAUCAAAGCAGGUACCCUCGCAUCAACAGAGAGUCUCUCCUUCCCGUGUCCACAACCUUGAGCAUGACUGGACAAAAUGCAGAGUGCUGGUACCCUCCUGGUCACGGCGACAUCUACGCCAGCUUCUACAACUCAGGCCUGUUGGAUCAGCUGAUCGCUGAGGGCAAGGAGUACAUCUUUGUGUCCAACAUCGACAAUCUGGGAGCCACCGUCGACCUCCACAUCCUGCACCACCUGGUCAGCCAGCCCAACGGCAAACGCUGCGAGUUCAUCAUGGAGGUGACGGAUAAGACCCGUGCUGAUGUGAAGGGUGGCACGCUGAUCCAGUAUGAAGGGAAGCUGCGUCUGCUGGAGAUCGCACAGGUGCCCAAAGCCCAUGUGGACGAAUUCAAGUCGGUUUCGAAGUUCAAGAUCUUCAACACCAACAACCUGUGGAUCUCUCUGGCUGCUAUUAAGAGGCUGCAGGAGCAGAAUGCAAUGGACAUGGAGAUCAUCGUGAACCCCAAGACGCUUGACGGCGGGCAGAACGUCAUCCAGCUGGAGACUGCAGUCGGUGCGGCCAUCAAAUGCUUCGACAACGCCCUGGGAAUAAAUGUUCCCCGCAGCCGCUUCCUGCCGGUCAAGACUACGUCAGACCUCCUCCUGGUCAUGUCCAACCUGUACAGCCUGGAGGCCGGCUCGCUCACCAUGAGCCCCAAGAGAGAGUUCCCAACAACUCCGCACGUCAAACUGGGCAGCUCCUUCACCAAGGUUCAGGAAUAUUUGAUCCGCUUCGAGAGCAUCCCGGACAUGCUGGAGCUCGACCACCUGACGGUGUCCGGAGACGUCACCUUUGGGAAAAACGUGUCACUUAAGGGCACCGUCAUCAUCAUCGCCAACCACGGAGAUCGCAUCGAUAUCCCGGCGGGCUCCAUGCUGGAAAACAAAAUCGUAUCCGGCAACCUCCGUAUCCUGGACCACUGAGGCCUUCUUCACCCUCAUCGUGUGACGUAAUCCCCAUCAUCCCUGUCAUGUGACCCCUUUAUCACGUUAACCCGACACCAACAGAUUGUGAGAGGAAAUGGCAUUUCCCCGGAGGCUGAGUGUGAUUGCAUGUGCAGUGCUGCUCUACAGUUUGCAUGCUUAAUGGUUGGAAGUAGCUGGGAUAUGCUGCCCUCUGCAGGCUGUUUAUCAUAUAACAUUUGAAAGUAUUACUAAUGAAGUAGUCAUAGCUGUCACCUUAAACACCUUUAUCCUUGUUAGAGAGGAAAACUAAUCACAUUUUUUUCUUCUUCAACUGUAGUUAUUUUGACUUUUGUUGGCCAGAUAAAAAUAAAAUAAUAUAUUCUAAAUAGGUAGGAAAAAUAUACUGAUAUAUUAAUAUUAAUAGGGACGCUAGUUGGAGUACAGGUUGAAGAAAUCAGAUUUGGGUUUUUUUUGGGGGGGGGGGGGUUGCACUGCUAAUGCAAUCACAAAGAUGAAGUCAUGAGAGUUAUAGGGAAGGUUUGGACAUUUUGUGUGAAGCACAAAGACGUCUCUGCGGGAUUCGAUAUGCUUCCACAAUUUAGGCACAGCAAAACACGCCGUGAUGUAAAGUUAUAUUUUGGUGAUUCAUGCAUCAGCAGCAGAAGAUAUAUAAUAUACUUAAAGCUUUGCCCAGCCCAGCUCAGGGUGCUGAUUUACCACUGAGUUCAACAAUACACCCAAAAAACUGACUCAGACACAAGGAGACCGUCAGCAUGGAGGUUUAUUAUAAACCCCGCAGUGGUUCACACUGGUUUGGAGGUGUUAUCAGGAUCCUUUGCUGGCUCUUAGAGUUAUACUUGUCACCUUUCCAGCAGCUUAUUUCACAAACCCAGCCCUCAGUUCACCCUCAAGUGCAGCAGAUAGCUGACAGUCUUUCAAAAGUGGAUGCAAGCACCAGAACUUUUGGAACUCUCAAAAUAGAAUUGCCUCAUUUUUAAACAUUAAACACUGGCAAUGUACAAAUACUGAAGUUAUUUUCCAUAUUUCAGAGACACGCAGAAUAUGGUGUCUCUGAAAUACAGGUGUGAUCCUUUCUCUGCAUUAAUUUUCCCUCAUGCAGAAACAGAAAAUGGGGUCAGAUUUAGCGAAUCGUGUAUGUCCAAAUUAAAGGCACCUUUAAAGAAAUGUUACUCCUGCCGAGCUGCACGCUCCAUCUUGAUAGCGCUACGAUUUAUACAACCAUGACUGGAGAUUUAAAACUGCCUGCCUACACUCAUCCAGUGAGAUUGGAGUCCCAAACAAUUCAAUGCAUUUUGAGUAUUUACUCCAAAGAAGGCUCUUUUACUCUUGGCUCAGCUCCCUGUCAGUCCAUCGUGGAGACGUAGCUGCUCUGCAGCCCCAAUAGAAUAUUAGUUGACUUUAUCUGACAGCUAAUUGGCUUUAUCAUACGAGUAUUUUAUGAAAGACUUUGGUACUUGUAUCCACUUGUGGAAGAUAUCCCAGGAAUACGAAUUGGUCGUCUGUGCUAUGAGGAUGCAUUGGACUCUGUACUCCCGUCUGCUCAGCUCUAUUGUUAACAGAGGCGAAGCUGCUCUGCUGCACACUGUGAAAUCAUUUCUUCAUUAAACCUUUUUUAUGCCUCAUGUUUUGUAAAACAACAACAAACCUAUACAAAUUUUUCAUACUGCCACAGCAACAGUAUCAAACAAUAUAAACACCAUGCAGUUUAUAUAAUAAUCAUGUGGCUGACACAGAGCUUUAAUUGCAUUUCCAUCCACAGGUCAUCGUUUGCAUGUGUUUCAGCAGAAACGCUGGAAACAUGAGAAUAAAUAAAUAUGGUGACAGAUUGAUCUGCAUGUGGCUCAAAUGAAGCGUCUGCACACAGAGAAAUGCUGCAGAUAAAAGCGUCACACGAGGAGAUUCAAGCAUAAAUUGCGUAUUUUCACAUGAUUUUCAUUCAUUUCAGAUUUCACUCGUUUCAUAUCAUACCCUCUCAGCUUAUUAGUUUUUAAACGAUGAAAACCCAAAGAUAUUAAAAUUACAGCAGUUUGGAUGGAAAUGUGACACUUGUGUGUCCUUUGCUGCUGUGCACUGCUCAUUUGUCACUAUGAGCCACAUCUGGCACACACAAGUCGCCAUUAGAUGGUUUGUUGGCGUGUGAAGAUUAAACAGAGCAGCUUUAGGUUGAAUUAGUGGAGCCCUGAAGCCCACAGCGACGUCUGUGCUGACACAGGAAAACUGUGACUGAGCAUGCUUCCACCGCAUGUGGUCACGUCUCUAGUUUCGGCCUCGUCUGAAAAGCUCACAGGAGUUUGUGCCGUGCAGCAUUUUUUUUUUUUUUUUUUUUCAUGAUAUGAUGAUGAUUGUGAGGAUCCAGGUACAGUCACUGCGAUAUGAGAUUUUAUGGGACAGGAACGAUGUCGUUUUAAAGUGAAGGCCUUUAUUUGUCUCUGUGUGGAGUAGCUGAUGAGAAUAUCACAUUGUUGUGCAUUAUUUUUUUUUUCUUUGUAUCUGGUUUGUUUUCACCUUCAUAUUGUGUGAAAUCUCAGCAUUUCUUCUAUUUCUCUGUCCAUCCUGUCAGUCAGCAUUGUUUCUUCACUCAAAGACAUGAUGUGCUGUGUUUUCUUCAAUGUUGUUGCAUACACACACACACGCGUACACAAAUUGUCAGUGUGAGAAUACUUGAGAUGGGUCCGACUCGUGCGGACCGGGAGCCCGAAAGCAAUAAAUGUUGACCUGUGACAGCGACGAGGUCUCAGCCCAGACCAGACCAGCUCUGCCUGCUCAGAGCUGAAUAAAGUGCAAUAUGAAAUACUGA
Messenger RNA from Archocentrus centrarchus (flier cichlid), 4582 nucleotides. RefSeq names its product UDP-glucose pyrophosphorylase 2b (gene ugp2b). Gene Ontology annotation, molecular function: UTP:glucose-1-phosphate uridylyltransferase activity. Bases 304 to 1782 code for a protein of 492 amino acids. The transcript is spliced from 10 exons. The record is from RefSeq and is a predicted model, not a curated record. Gene Ontology annotation, biological process: UDP-alpha-D-glucose metabolic process. NCBI's taxonomy places the organism in Eukaryota, Metazoa, Chordata, Actinopteri, Cichliformes, Cichlidae.